AUGCACUCGAAUGGCCUGUGUACAUUGUCGCCUGUGAUGAAGGGUCUGCUGAUGCUGGCUGCGGUCAUGGAAAUGCUAGCGAUGAUUGGGGCUAUGCCAGAGGAAGAGUCGCAGCAGCUUUUCGGGGACAUACACAUCACGAGCGAUAUGGAAUCGCUCAGUCUUACUCGAGAGCGCCAAAAGCAUCUCUGCCAGCGCGAGGUGCCCGUUGUCUUCUUUCAAACACAGAAGGAUUCACCGCCUCGAGGCAAUGGCUCCACGAUUUUCUACCACCGCAUCGAUGUCUGCUGUCUGGGCUACAGGCGCAAUCCCUACUCCGGCAGAUGCGUGCCAGACUGUUCGCAGAGUUCGCCGGACAACUGCUUCAACGGCUUCUGCCGUGCCCCUGGACAAUGUGAGUGCUUUGCAGAGUUCGUGCGCAACGCGCACGGUGCCUGCAUCCACACCUGCCCCAUUUCUUGCCAGGAUGGCCGGUGUUAUCUGAACGGGACCUGUGCCUGCCAUCCUGGCUAUGCCCUGGAUCGGGAGACGCGCCUCUUCUGUCGGCCACACUGCUCCCAGGACUGCGGCACUCAUGAGGAAUGCGUCGCUCCAGGCAUGUGCGACUGUUCCCCUGGCUAUCGUCGCACCGACGAACUGGGCUGUCAACCCAUAUGCACCCCGGACUGUGGAUACGGAAAGUGUGUUGGUCCCAACCAGUGCGAGUGCUUUCCUGGCUUCAUCAAGCGACCGCAGCGAAGUGUCUGUGAGGCAGAGUGUCAUAUUAAUUGCGAGAAUGGCUUCUGCGAAUCGAGGUAUAAGUGCCAUUGUCGGGAGGGCUAUCGCUAUGAUCUGAACACCACCAGCUGCCUCCCCGAUUGCGUCGACGACUGCGGCCAUGGGAACGGAGUGUGCAUUGCCCCGGGAGUUUGUCGCUGUUUUGAGGGACACGAGGGUCGAGGGAAUGGUUGUCAUCCCAAGUGUGAUGGAUCCUGUGGCCCCCACGGACUGUGUCUGAAGCCCAAUAUCUGUGGCUGUCAGCCAUCCCAACAGCAUUGCUUGAACGGCAGCUGCGAUGCCAACGGCCAUUGUCAUUGCCCCAACGGACAGACGCACUUCGUCGAUCGCUGCCUAAGGCCACAGCAGCUCAUCCAUCAGCUGGUCACAAAUGAAAGAAGAGUGCACUUUAACCUGCAACUUGGCUACGAGUUCAAUGCCCUGAUCGGACGUCACUUUAAUAUCAGCUAACCCGUACAAUAAAGCUUGGAUCACUAGAAGUAGAUCUUACCUUAG
Messenger RNA from Drosophila persimilis, 1272 nucleotides. Its product is annotated as von Willebrand factor D and EGF domain-containing protein. Bases 1 to 1227 code for a protein of 408 amino acids. The record is from RefSeq and is a predicted model, not a curated record. NCBI's taxonomy places the organism in Eukaryota, Metazoa, Arthropoda, Insecta, Diptera, Drosophilidae. The transcript is spliced from 4 exons.